Cylindrotheca closterium is the source of this 1383-nucleotide messenger RNA. NCBI's taxonomy places the organism in Eukaryota, Bacillariophyta, Bacillariophyceae, Bacillariales, Bacillariaceae. The record is from the annotation of a GenBank genome assembly.
AUGUCUUCUUCUCCUUCUUCCGUUCAAUUGACCAUUCGUCACGGAUCCAUCUUGGAAUUUUUCCAUGAACGAAACCCGCAAGCGUCGGCCAUUGUCAAUGCGGCCAACCAAGUGUGCCUUGGCGGUGGCGGGCUGGAUUCCGCCAUUAACAAGGCUGGAGGUCCUCAGCUACGACAAGAUCGCAAGGCCUUGCCCAUAUUGCGGAAUCCCAACACGCGAAACGAAGUUCGAUGUCCCAAAGGAGAAGCCCGUGCCACUGGCCCGGGAAACUAUGGGAGUCUAAAAGUCCCCUAUGUCAUUCAUGCCGUGGGAGCCGAUUAUCGAUUGUGUUCCCAUCCGCAACAGGGAGAUGAUAUCGUGCAGUCGGCCUAUCGAUCGUCUCUCGAGGUGGCGGAACAGUUGCAACUGGAAGCCAUUGCCUUUCCACUUCUUUCGAGUGGUGCCUUUCGGGCAAGUCGCGAUUUGAAAGAAGUCAUCAAGAUUGGAUUGCAAACCAUGCAAUCCUUUCCGGCCAUGAGCCUCAAGCAUAUUUAUGUCUAUGCGUUUGAUGUCAAGGACUUUGGGAUCUUGCAAUCCAUCAUGACACAAGAUCUGGGCAUGAGACCAACCGAAAUGUCGUAUGUCAUGGUUCCCACCUUGCAGCCCUUUCAAGGGCAGCAUGCGUCACCAUCACUAUCACCACCACCACUAUCACCACCAUCAUCAUCAUCAUCACGUGCACCUGUACAACCAGUUGCGACCUUUGCGGCUUCCGCACCACCUGCUACGGCACCUUCUGCUGCUGCUGCUGCUGGUGGUGGUCCUCCUCCAGCGACUGCGCCUGGGUACAACCCAGCUGCUGCUGCUGCUGCUACUACUGCACCAUCGGCACCCUCCUCGACAGCAUUUGGCGCAGAUCUUUCCAGUUGGAACAUACUCCCGCCACCAGUUGGAGCACCACCGCCUGCUACUGCGCCUGGUUACAACCCCGCUGCAUCUUCUUCACCUCCAGCCACGACUGCGCCUGGGUACCAUGCCGCGGUCUUUGUGCACCAUGGAGGCUCGUCGCCGUCUCCACUCGGUAAAAGUGACAUUGCCCAACUAAACAUUAUACAAGGCAAUUUUCAUGCCUUGAUUCGACACGAGGUUCAACAAGUGACAGGUUCUCAACCACAGCAAGCAUCCUUACCCAACUUGGUCGACUUGGCCAAGAGGGACGAUGCUCCCACCAAGGGACAAUAUUAUGCCAUUCCAGGAAUGAAUGGGGGAUACGAUACUCAACUUGUGUAUGAUGCAAAAUCACGCGAUUGGUCCGUUACUUGUACGACCUGGAUCAAAGGAGGAGAUCAAGGAACAAGACCGAAACAUUCCAUUACCAAGGAUGGACUGCAUAAUGUUGCUUAG